CGCCCCCGCCGCCAUCUUGGUCCAAGAGGGAGCUUGUCGCACGCGUGAGUAAACUGCCCGAGUCGCCAAAGUCAGGCUUUGGCAGCCUGCAAGUGCAGCGGCGCAGUGGCGGAGAGGACGCUGUCCUGAACAUUGGUGGCCGACAUGACGGCCCCAGGUCCGAGCCCUCUCGCGCCGCUGUUGGAGACACUGGAAGACUCUUCCGCCUCCCUGGGCGAGCAGACGGAUGCCUACCUAACUUUGACCAGUCGGAUGACUGGAGAAGAAGGAAAAGAAGUCAUCAUAGAAAUUGAGAAAAAUCUUCCUCGGCUGUACAGAGUUUUAAAGAGUCAUAUUUCCAGUCAAAACUCAGAACUGUGUAGUGCUGCUCUACAGGCCUUGGGGUUUUGCUUAUAUAAUCCCAAAAUUACUUCAGGAUUAUCAGAGGCAAAUAUUCAAGAAUUGCUUUCAAAAUUGAAUAAUAUUGUUAAGAAUUCAGACAAAAAUGUAUGCACCAGGGCACUUUGGGUAAUAUCCAAACAGACGUUUCCCGCUGAAGUUGUUGGAAAAGUGGUUUCCAGUAUAAUUGACUCAUUAGAAAUAGUAUUUAAUAAAGGAGAGAUACAUUCUGCCGUUGUUGAUUUUGAAGCAUUAAAUGUUAUCAUAAGGCUAAUUGAACAAGCUCCAGUUCAAAUGGGAGAAGAGUCAGUGAGGUGGGCAAAAUUGGUCAUACCUUUAGUGGCUCAUUCAGCACAAAAGGUUCAUUUGAGGGGAGCCACUGCUCUGGAGAUGGGAAUGCCAUUGUUGCUUCAGAAACAACAAGAAAUAGCAUCUAUUACAGAGCAGCUUAUGACUACUAAAUUAAUUUCAGAACUCCAAAAGCUAUUUAUGAGUAAAAAUGAGACCUACGUGUUAAAAUUGUGGCCUUUGUUUGUCAAACUUCUUGGAAAGACUUUGCAUCGAAGUGGAAGUUUCAUCAAUUCUUUGUUACAUUUGGAGGAACUGGGAUUUCGUAGUGGAACACCCAUGAUUAAAAAAAUAGCUUUUAUUGCAUGGAAGAGUUUAAUAGAUAAUUUUGCCUUAAAUCCAGAUAUUCUGUGUAGUGCAAAAAGACUCAAGUUGUUAAUGCAGCCUUUGAGUUCCAUCCAUGUGAGAACAGAAACUCUAGCAUUAACAAAGCUAGAAGUCUGGUGGUAUUUACUGAUGAGACUUGGACCUCAUCUCCCUGCAAAUUUUGAACAGGUUUGUGUUCCUCUGAUUCAGAGUACAAUUAGCACUGAUUCUUGUGUCUUACCUCAAGGCAAUUCAUCUCGUAUAGCUACUUCUCCAGGUUUAAGUCCUAUGACUCCUGUACACAAAGGUGCUUCCCCCUAUGGAGUUCCUGGAACUCCACGCAUGAACAUGAGUUCAAAUUUAGGUGGAAUGGCCACAAUCCCUUCCAUUCAACUUUUGGGACUUGAAAUGUUGCUUCAUUUUUUGAUGGGUCCAGAAGUAUUGAGUUUUGCUAAGCAGCACAAACUUGUGUUGAGCUUAGAGCCACUUGAACAUCCAUUAAUCAGCAGCCCUUCAUUUUUUUCCAAGCACGCACAUACACUUAUUACUGCUGUGCAUGAUAGCUUUCUUGCAGUUGGAAAGGAUGCUUCUGAUGCAGUUGUCAGUGCUGUCUGGAAGGAGCUAAUUAGCUUGGUGAAAUCAGUUACUGAAUCAGGUAACAGAAAAGAAAGAUCAGGGUCUGAAGUUCUGACCCUCCUACUAAAAUCUUUGGAAAGUAUAGUAAAGUCAGAAGUAUAUCCUGUGUCAAAAACAUUGGUCCUCAUGGAAAUUACAAUUCAAGGACUUCCUCAGAAAGUAUUAGGUUCACCAGCAUAUCAGGUUGCUAAUAUGGAUAUUCUUAAUGGAACUCCAGCUUUGUUCUUAAUUCAAUUAAUUUUCAACAAUAAUCUCCUGGAAUGUGUAGCAGAUGAAAGGUUUUUUCUCAAUCUUGAAACACUUGUAGGUUAUGUGCUUUCUGGUCCAACUUCACCAUUAGCUUUUAGUGACUCAGUAUUAAAUGUUAUUAAUCAAAAUGCAAAGGAAUUGGAAAACAAGGAGCAUCUCUGGAGAAUGUGGAGUAUUAUAGUCACGCCAUUAACUGAAAUGAUUAAUCAGACCAAUGAAGUGAAUCAAGGUGAUGCAUUAGAACAUAAUUUUAGUGCCAUCUAUGGUGCACUUACUUUGCCAAUCAACCAUAUUUUUUCAAUACAGAAAUUUCCUCUGGCUACCAUGAAGACUUUACUUAGAAGUUGGUCAGAAUUAUAUAGAGCAUUUGCUCGCUGUGCUGCCUUGGUGGCAACAGCAGAAGAGAAUUUGUGCUGUGAAGAACUUUCUUCCAAGAUAAUGUACAGUUUGGAAGAUGAAUCGCUUUCAAAUUUGUUGUACUUGGACAGGAUUGUUCAUAUUAUUACUGUAAUGGUUGAUUGCAUCGAUUUUUCACCAUAUAAUAUUAAAUAUCAGCCCAGCGUUAAAUCACCACAGAGAUCUUCAGAUUGGUCCAAAAAGAAGAAGGAGCCCCUAGGGAAAUUGGCUUCUUUAUUUAAACUUAUUGUGAAAGUGAUCUAUUCUUUCCACACUCUGAGCUUCAAAGAAGUAUAUUCUGAUACUCUACUUGCUAUUGGCACCUCGAUCACCAACAUGCUUUCCAAUGUUUUUGGACAUAUUUCUCUGCCAUCUAUGAUCCGAAAAAUAUUUGCAACUUUAACAAGACCCUUGGCAUUAUUUUAUGAAAACUCAAAGCUUGAUGAAGUUCCAAAAGUGUACAGUUGUCUGAACAACAAGUUAGAAAAGCUCUUAGGAGAAAUUACUGCUUGCCUACAGUAUAGCUACACUGGAAUUUAUGACAGUGAACUUCUUGAACUGCUUUCUCCACUGUUCUGUAUAAUAUUUUUGCACAAGAAUAAACAGAUUCGAAAACAAAGUGCUCAGUUCUGGAAUGCCACAUUUGCUAAAGUGACCAUGUUGACUUACCCUGAGGAAUUAAAACCUGUACUAAGACAAGCCAAACAGACACUUUUACUUCUCUUGCCUGGUUUGGAAAGUGUUGAAAUCAUGGAGGAAUCCAGUGGACCAUAUUCAGAAGUAAUGGAAAACUCACAAUUAAAUGUGAAGAUAAGUGGUAUAGAAAGAAAAUCAAGUGGAAAAAGAGAUUCCUUUUUGACACAAACAAAGGAUAAGAAAGAAAAUGUGAAACCAUCAGUCAAACUAAAAUUAGAAUCUUCAUCUCCAAAAGUAAAGAGUGAAAUGCUGUUGGAAGAGGAAAAGUCAGAAGAUUUUGUGUUUAUUCCUCCAGAAGAAAAAGAAGCAAAGGAAAGAAUAUUAACUGAACAUCAAAAAGAAGUACUCAAAACAAAACGGUGUGAUAUUCCUGCCAUGUAUAAUAAUCUGGAUGUUUCACAAGAUACCUUAUUUUCUAGUCAUUAUAGUCAGGAAGAGUCUGUGGAAACACCUAAUUCAAGUGAAAAACCAAUGGAAGAUUCUGAAAUGAUAAUUAAGGAAAAGCAAAUGCAGCAUGACAGUGUUAUUCCUCAAGAUACCAAGGAAAACUGUGGUAUGAAUGAACAUCUUGAAAAGGCUUCUGUUUCAAAUAAUGGAUGUAGUUCUGUUGAGGAAACCAAUCCAGAAGUAUUAAUGACCAGUAGUAAUGAUGUCAGAAAAAUCACCUUAACUUCAUCAAAGAAAGCUUCAACUGAAUGUAUACCUAAUGCAGAAAGUUCAUUUGUUGUCAACAGCUCAGUUUCUAAUUCCUCUAUUUCUGGAACUCCCCCACAGCCUACAAGUCGAAGGCAAACCUUUAUUACGUUAGAAAAGUUUGAUGGUUCAGAAAAUAGACCUUUCAGCCCGUCCCCCUUGAAUAGUAUAUCAUCAGUUGUUACAGUGAAAAAUAACCAGGAAAACAUGACUAAAACAGAUACUACUUUAAAAACAAAGAAAAGAGAAGUGACUCGAUCAAAAUCUGAUUCAGAGAAAGUGGUGAAUGGAGUUAAGAGAUCAAGCCGGAGAUCUAGUAAAGCUGAGCAGUCUGGAAAUAAAAAGUCUAAGCCCUUAAUGAAAUCUGAAGAAGAGAAAAAUACUCAGGAAUCUACCGAAGACAUGAUAGCCUUAGAAAAUAACCCACCUGGUUUUCUUAAUCAAACAGAAUGUGUGCAGAAUAAUCAGGAUCAUCUUUCUGAACCUACAGUGGAGUAUGAAGACACAAAGCCUAAAUCAACAAUAGAAAAUGAUGUAGUGUUGGAAAAUAAUACUGUGGAAGAGAAAAAUGGAGAGGUUAAUUUUGAAUCCAAAGAAAAUACACCCCCAGUCAUAAUACCAGCAGAUCAAAUGGGAAAUGAAGAGAAUCAGGUUCAGAUAACUUCAAACCAAAAAACCCUUAGACGAUCUUCAAGGCGACGUUCAGAAAUAAUAGAGUCAACCACUGAUAGCCAAGAUAAAGAAAAUAGUCACCAAAAAAAGGAAAGACGUAAGGAAGAAGAAAAAUCUCUUCAAAAGAGUCCAUUGCAUGUAAAAGAUGAUGUGUUACCUAGGCAAAAACUGACUUCUGAACAUGCAGUACAGGAAAAUUUAGUUGAGAAAGGAAAUAAUUUACAUGAGAAAACUUUGGGGGAAACCAGUGCUAAUGCUGAAAUUGACCAAAAUAAAAGUAAACCAGACCUUGAGAAUAUUAGUUCUGAAGCAGAUAGUGCCCAGGACAUUGCUGAUAAGUCUUCUGAGAAACCUUUAAGAGGACGAACGCGUUAUCAAACAAGAAGAGCAUCUCAGGGUUUGCUUUUCAGCAUUGAGAACUCAGAAUCUGAUAGUUUUGAGGCAAAAGAAGAAGGAUCAAGGAAGAAGAGAUCUGGAAAGUGGAAAAACAAAAGUAAUGAUAGUGUUGACAUGGAAGAACAAGAAGAAAAAAUGGUACAAGAGUGUAUAAAAGUUGAAAAUCAGACGCCUGAGUCUAAAGCAAUUUCUGAAGUAGAUAUGAAAUCUCAGAUUUGUGAAACAGGUGAAAGUACUGUGGUAAUACCUCAGGAAUCUAAAAUAUCUUCAGAUUUGUUGCAAGCUUCUGAUGAUGUACCAAAUACACAUGAAGGAAAAAGUAAGACUAGCAAAAGCACAGAAAAUUCCUUUACAUGGCCACCUGUGCCAGAAUCAAAUCUAAGGACUAGAAAUGCCAAUAAAAGGUUACAUAAGGGAGAUUCUGAUAGUGUGGGAGAGUGUUCAAAAGUGGGGCCAUCAAGCGUUGCUUUGCUUUCUGGAAAAAGUAUUCAAAUUGUUGAAUGCCAGCACAAGAGAAGUAGGAGGGUCAGGCGAUCUAAAGGUUGUGACUGCUGUAGGGAAAAAUCAGAGCCCCAGGAAAAUUCAUUUAUUGGGUUAAGGAACAUAGAAAAUGAUGAUGAAAAGAAUAGUGAAACAAAAGCAGAUGUGCAGACACCUGGAACUGUAUCAAAAAGUUGUGAUGCUAAUCUGCAUUCUGAAGUAAAAAUUUUAGAUGAACAUCCUAGUGUGAAUUUUGAUUUGGGUCUCAAGGAGGAGAACGAUACUAUAAAUGAUUUAGUAAUUGUACCUGAAACUGAAUUGAAAGAAAAUACUAUUGAAAAAUCUGUUCCUCCUGAAAUAGUAACUUUUAAGGAGGGUACUUGUGAUAUGGAUUCUGGUGUAGCAACGUGUCUUGAAAAUGAGGAGCCAUCUAACAUAUUAAAAGUUGUGGGCCCAUGUGCAUGUGAUUCCAUGGACAUUUCACAGAAAUGUUCUCCUUUGGACACUAAAAAAAGGAAACGAGAGUUUUCUCCAGAAGAAGUUAACAUUGUUAAUGUUGAAGGAAAUGCAUGUAAAGCAACAGUGGGAUCAAAUCUGGAAGAAGUAGAAGCUAUGGAAUUGGAUAUAAAAAGUGAUAAAUCUGAAACUAGCUUAGAAAAAGAUAAAUCUGAAGCUAACUUGGUUGAGAAAAAGAGUGCCAAAAUAGAUAUUUCUGAAGAAACGGUAGCAGAGGGAAAUACUAAAAGUGGCAUACCUGAAGCAGAUAAAGCUGAAGAAGUCAAUGCUGAAGAAUUGAAUGCUGAAGCAGCUGCAGCACAGGAAUAUAACUCAGGUACUGGUCUUUCUGAUAAAACCACACCUAUAAAUGUGAAUCCUCAGACGGAGAUUUCUGAACAAAAAGCAAACGGGAAAUUGGGUGGAGGAAGUAAUGAAUCUGAUCUAGGCUCACUUGGAGAAAUCAAUUCUGAAAUUGAAAAUUAUGAAAAAACAGUGAUUGAGCAGGUGAAUUCUGAAACUGACAGUGUCGAGGAAACAAAGGACAGGGACAGGACUACCAAAACCUCUAAGCCAGAAGAAGCUCAAACAGAAAGAUUGAAUGUAGAAACUGACAACUUUAUUCCUGACACACUUGAAAUGAACACUGAAGAAGGAAAGAUUGAAUGUAAUAAAACUGAAACUAAUAUUGAACUUAUUAAAUCUGAAGAAAUGAAAUUAGAUGACAAUCAAGUGGUAGUAGGAAAUGAUACUUUACAGGAAGUUCAUCAUACUUCAGAGACAAUGGAGGAAACAUUACAGUCUUCGUCAUCUGAAACAGCUAUCUCUGAACUGGUAACAGAAGAUAAUAAUGCAUCUCCUCAAAAAUUAAGGGAGCUUGAUCCUUUACUUUUGUCUGCAAACGACAGUCCUAGUGGUAUGCAAACACGAUGUGUCUGGUCCCCAUUGGCUUCUCCAUCUACCAGCAUUUUAAAGAGAGGACUGAAAAGACCCCAAGAAGAUGAGAUCUCCUCACCUGUUAAUAAGGUUCGACGUGUCUCAUUUGCAGAUCCAAUAUACCAAGCAGGAUUGGCAGAUGACAUUGAUAGGCGAUGUUCCAUUGUUAGGUCCCAUUCUUCAAGUAGUUCUCCCAUAAUGAAAAAUGUUAAAACAUCACCUACUGCACAAUCUAAGCAUAAUACCACUUCAGCUAAAGGAUUUCUGUCCCCAGGAUCACGUAGCUCUAAAUUUAAGAGCUCAAAGAAGUGUUUAAUAACAGAAAUGGCCAAAGAAUCCAUUCCAUGCCCAACAGAAAGUGUUUACCCAGCUUUGGUGAACUGUGCAGCACCAGUUGACAUUAUUUUGCCUCAGAUAACAUCAAAUAUGUGGGCAAGAGGCCUAGGACAACUUAUCAGAGCCAAGAAUAUAAAAACAAUUGGCGAUCUGAGUUCUCUUACAGCAUCUGAAAUAAAAACUCUUCCUAUCCGGUCUCCCAAAGUUUCUAACGUAAAAAAGGCUCUUAGAGUGUAUCAUGAACAGCAGGUAAAAUCUCGUGGAUUAGAAGAGAUUCCAAUUUUUGAUAUUACUGAAAAAGCAGUAAAUGGAAUAGAAAAUAAGUCUCUCUCAACUGAUGAAGAACGACUUGCCUCAGAUUUACUUGAUCCUGUUCCCUUUGAAACUCCAUUAUCUAAAAAUCUUGUUGCACAGAUUAGUGCUCUUGCUCUUCAACUGGAUGCAGAAGAUCUCCACAGUUAUUCAGGAAGCCAGCUAUUUGAAAUGCAUGAGAAACUUGGUACUAUGGCAAACUCUAUAAUAAAAAAUCUGCAGUCACGAUGGAGAUCAACAGCCCAUGAAAAUUCCAUUUAGUGUUUUAAGAUAAAUUGAAUUUUUUAAAACAUCCCCAGAUUUCUUGAUUGGUAUAUUUCAGACUUGUUUUAUCAAUCAGUUUAAAAGGGGAGACCUCAAGGUUGAUAACAUUUCAAACCUGUGAAGGGCAGUGACUUAAUAAGUUCAGUUUUGUAAGAUCAUUAAGUAAGAUCUUUUUUCCCCAUUGUUACUUGGCUGCUAUAGUUUUUCAAGAAAUUUUAAAUACCGUAUUUAGAUUUGAAAGCAAAAGCAGAAACAAGCAUUCAUUUUAUUUCAUAUUUUUAAACUCCAUGCAUAUUUUGGUUAAACAUGUAAUGCAAAAUACUUUAAUGUUGAAAAUUUUUAUUUGAUUUUUGCUAAACUGAUAAAGGCAUUUAUAGUUUGUUUGUUUAAUUGUUCAUAUAUAUAUUGUGCCUGAGGUUCAGGAAAUUUGUUUUUUGUAAAAGGCCUCAAAUGGGAUGUAAAAAAAACUGGGACCUUUUCCCCACAAAUGUCACCUUUGGACAAUUUCGGGAAAAAUACCAAAAGUUUUAAUUUCUUGAGGUAGAAAUAUUAUUGUAGAAUUUCUCAGAUUCCCUUCAUUUGAAUUAGCAAGUAUUUGUGCAGCAGCCUGUGAAAAUUUAUUAGACAUAGUAUUCCUUUCUAAAUGCAUGACUGUUUGUACAUUAUGUGUAGAUGACUUUUUAAUUUAUAAAUUUCAGCCUUCAUUAAUUGCAUGAUUUUUUUUGCAGCUUCUUGUGAAUACCUUGGUUUUCCUUACUAGAAACAUUUUGUAUAUAUUUAAUAUUGAAAUAUCUGUGUGGACAGAAGAAGUGCUUCAUGUGUUUGCUGCAGAUAUUUGUAGGCUUAUGUAUCUGCAUAUAAAACAACAAUUAGUUUUAUAUUUAAUUAAUAGUUAAAACAUGAGCUUAGCCAGGCCCAAUGGCACACACCUGUAAUCCCAAUGACUUCAGAGGCUUAGACAGAAGGGUUACAAGUUUAAGGUCAGCCUGGCCAACUUAGUGAGACCCUAUCUCAAAAUAAUACAAUAAAGAAUGGCUGGGGGUGCAGCUCAGUGGUAGAGGGCUUGCCUAGCAUGCACAGGUACUGGGUUCAAUCCCCAGUACCACUUUUUUAAAAAAAUAUAUAUUUUUUCUAAAGUAUUCUAAAUGAGAAAAUGUUACAGGAUAGCUUUGAAAUUCAUGCCCUUAGCUUUUUUUUUUUUUUUUUUUUUCUUUUGGUUUGGAAGCGAAUACCAGCCACUAGAAAGCGUGCCUCAUUACAUUUCUUCUUAAUGGAGAGUUAGAAUGAAUAUUUUCAUUGCAAGUUGGACUAUAAGAAGUCUAGAGAUUAUCUGCUUUAUUCAUCUUUAACUAAAAUUAAACUUGGAAGAAAUUUGAAACUGUUUUUAUACGUGUAUCUUUUGCCUAUUUUUUUAUAAAGGGGGUGUGUAUAAUUAUUUGUAAAUUUUUACCAACUAGUGUUAGCACCUGACUUCCCAUAUUUGUUUUGUCUUUUUAAUUGAGCAUGUACCUCACUUACUCUCAAUAUAUCAGUGAGUUUCACACUUGAUUCAGAACCUAGUCCCUACUUGAAAAGGCAUGUUUCUGCAGUAAGUCAUAGAAAGUUUAAUCCUUGCAUCUAUUUACGUCAGGUCUCCUUUUUUCAACAGGGAACUUCAUCCAACUUCUAUGAAAGUUUUUUUUUCUAUAAUCAUAAAUAUAGAUAUUUUUGGAUCUAAAUACGAUAUAUACACCAGCGAUGGUUUUACAAAGAAAUUCUUUUGAUUUUUGAACUAAGGUUUGUAGCUUGGAGAAAACUAAGGGAAAAAAAUAAAUGAGUUUUUAGUGAAAAGUUGUGAAUAAAAAGGUGUGUGUGUAUGUUUGGGGUAAGUGUUAACAGUAGACAUAGACAUGAGUCAAAAUUAGCUCAUUUUAUGACUGCAUAUCUUAACAUUUGAAUGAACUAAAUUAAUUUGUUGGUGGAAUGAAGUCCUUAGGAAGCUGAAUAGUAAAGCAGAAAAUAUAACCAAAAUGAUUACCAUUUAUUAAAUUAUUUGAUUUGAUAGAAGCACAGGUAUUAGUUAAAACAAAUUAUGGUUCAGUGAUAUGUUUAAAAAUACUAUUUUGAGGGAAAAGGCCAGCUUGUUAUGUAUCUUUUUUCUUGGUAUGGUUAUAAGCAUACAUUUUAAUCACCUUUCAGUAUUCUUGCCUGAAAACUUUCUACUGAUUUUCCCUGAAUGAUUCCUGAUAUUGCCAAAAAAAAAAAAAAAAAAAAAAACAGAAAGAAAAAGAAAAAAUUUUUUGAUCAGCUCUGAUGUUUUGUUCCAUUAUUAAAAUGAAGUUUGUUUUUCAUCUCUUUUCUAAUGUUUAAAUAAAACAAUGGCAGAUAUUGAUAACACUCAAAUGUGGUUUCUUAAUUUUUUAUGGUUUUAAGGAUGAAUUUAGUGGCAAUUAGAACUGUAGUAUAAUUUUUCAUAAAUGUUAAAUCUGGUGAAAAUUCAAGUGGUACUAUGGAAUCCAUUCAUUUUGGGUCCAUUGCUAAAAGUUCUUUGCUGUUUCAAUAGGUUUGAAAACCGUUGUUAAGGUGGGAAUGUAGCUCAGUGGUAAAGGACUUCCCUAGUGUGCCUGAGGCCCUGGGUUCAAUCCUAGCCCAGUAAAAACAAAAUGCUGAAGAAUGUGAAGCUCUAUUAUUAAUUCUAAACAAUGUAGGUUAAAUCAAAGUUAAUGCUUCAUCAGUAAUACAGUCAAAAAUAUGAUUGAAAUUUGAACUUCAAAAGUAUAAUAAUUCUAACAUUGCCCAUUGUUCAUUCUUCCUGUACAGUUUGAAGGUAGUCAGAUUCUGUUACAUAUUUAAGCAUUGUAAAAACGUGAAUAAGUGGGAGAUUCAGAACUGGGGUAAAAUGGUACAAAUCUGAAUAUGUAAGUGAGGCUGUGUUUUUUGUUGUUAUUUCUUUAGGUAAAGUAAUAAGAAUAAUUUUUAAAAAGUGCUGUUUUUAAUGCUUUCUUAUAGAGUUAACAUUUUCUCCUAAAGCCAUUCCUUGCAACAUUGACUUUGUCUUACUCUUCAUAACUGAUUUGCAGAGGUAGUUUGUUAGCUAAGCUAGGAGGUUGUAAUGCAGUUAUUGGCAUUAUUAGGAUUAGACUUGUAUGGUGGCAUGCAGUUGUGUAUUGGGGUUUAUUUGCUUGUUACCACAACCCAUGUCCAUUUGAAAACUCUUAUUCUCUCUGUAUACAAACAUUAGACUGAAGUUUUGAUUUUAAACACAGUGCUUCUCAAUCUAGGAGGUGUGUGUAAAAAAUGUGGAUUCAAAUUCUGAAGGUCUUGAGAUGGGGCCUGAGAGUCUGCAUUUCUAUUAGACUUCUAGGGGAUUCAUAUAGGUAUUGAUGUCAAUGGACUGUUCUAACAGUAGAUGGGCCUAAGAGGUUUUAGAGUGUCCAGAAGGUUUUGCUAACCCAAGCAGAUUUAAGUCCUUAGGAAUAUUGCCACAAAACAUAGAAGCUAGACCUUCAUAACUUUUCCAAGUCUAUAAAUUGAGGAUGCAGACUACAAAUUAAAGUGUGAUUUUUUUUUUUUUUUUUUUUUUUUUUUUAAAGAAAGUUAAGGGUAGAAUUUUUCCUCUUCAGGGAGUCUUUUUAAAAAUAUGAAUUAUUUUUAAAAAUAGAUUCACAAAAGACUUUUAAAUCUUUAGAUUUAACUUUAUAGAAUCUUCUUAGGUAUAAGAUUAGACACAGUGCUUUCUCACGUGGCUUAUGUUCUCAUUUUGGGAGUGUUAAUAUUAAUGUAGAUUUUCAAAUACUAGAAAUACAUUCACUCCCUAAGCCUUGCUGUGUGUAUUAUGACUCUUCAUUAUUAAUAAGCCUUGAAGACAGACACUAUGCCUAAGACUCAUUUAGUAAUUAAGUUAGUAAUUCUAUGACGAAGUCAUAUUUGACAGUCACACCUUGUCAUUUUUCUGAGUAUCUCUGGUGACUUAAUUUGCUGGGAGAUUUUGUGGUUGGGAAUUCCUAUUUCAUUAUAAUGUGAAGUUUGAAAGAUAAGAGUUGAACAGUUUGAUCCUCUAAAAGUGACUUUCUUAGAAUUCUGUUUAGGUAACAGAUUUCUUUCACAGAUUUAAAUUACUUGUGUGUAAGAACUUACUUCAUUCAGUGUGCUUCAGAAAAUGCAGACAAAAGUUAAGUAAUGGGUAUCUUUAAUUGUUUUAUCAAGAUUUAUUGAUUGCUUUUUUGCAGGGGGGUGGUUGAUGGCUGAGUUAAUGGUAGGUCUGUUAAUGUGCCUGACUUUACAUUUUGCCUUUUGGAUGUAUUCAUUAAAAUCUGAGUUCUUCAGGUUUGAGGGUGUGUAGAUAUUAGUCUUGCAGAAUUAUGAAAUUUCAUUCAGUCAUUGAAUUUUUGGAACAUAUGUUGAAUUAUAUAAUAGGAUCUUAACCAUUUUCUCCUUUAUACAGUAAGCUUUGUUCUCUUCAAAUAGCACUUAAAGUCCAGACAUGAUGGGCUAAGCUGUUAAACCCCUGGGGAAAACAAAUACUAUAAGGAUAAAAGACAACCCCUUCACUUCACUGAGACUGUAAAUUUCUUGUGUGUGUAUGUGUGUGCAUGCAGAUUUUUUGAAGGCAAUUUUUAUUUAUUUAUUUAUUUAUUUUUUAGUUUUAGUUGGACACAAUAUCUUUUUUUUUUUUUUUUUUUAAAUGUGGUGCUGAGAAUCAAACCCAGUACCCCAUGCAUGCUAGGUGAGCACUCUACCACUUGAGCCACAACCCCAGCCCUUUGAAGGCAGUAUUUUCAAUUGUUUGUACCAUAAAGAAGAAAAAGGCCUGUGUAACUUAUUCUCUUCCUAUAGCAGGAAGCGCUUGCCUAGCACAUAUGAGGCCCUGGUUGUGAUUCCCCAGUGUCAUACACGUGAAUUUGAAGAAGAGUAUCAUGAGCUGAAAAUAGAAUGUAGUGUAAUAACUUUUUAUACAUAAUUGAGUAAAAGUUUCUGAGGCAUCUUAUUUUUAUAGAAUGUUUUUCUAAGAGAAAAUGGAAUUAAGAGAAUUGGUUACAAAUACAGAAACUGAUGGAUGGCAGUCUUUAAGUUUUUAUAGAGCAGGAAUUAGCAGACUACAAGCUGCCACCUAUGUUUUGGACUGCCAUUGAGCUACAACUGGUUGUUACAAUUUUUCUGAUUGAUUGGAAGUCGUUGAAAGAAUAUUUUGAAAAUGUAAUUUUAGUGUUUAUAAAGUUUAUUGAAACACAGUCAUGCUUACUAAUGUACUGUCUUCCUAUAAAAUGGUAGAAUGGAGUAGUCAGAUCCAUGUCUCCUAAAAUCGCUGGCCCUUUGUCAUUCCCUGUUAUAGAGGAUAAUUUUGUUUGUAUGUGGUAUGUGAUCAGUUUGGUUAUUUGUAUCCUCGCUUACAGAUUGGGGUCUGGACUCCUCUGUUACACACAUUAGGUUUCAUUUACAAAGUGGAUUCCCCUGAUACAAUUUUGUCUUUGAGUACUGCUCAAAAUCACAUAUACAAAGAAGUACCAGUGCUUUUUUAAGAAUAACCCACUUUUUUUUCUUUUUGCAGUGUGGGGAAUUGAACCCUGGGCCUCACCCAUGCUAGUGCUCUGCCACUGAAACAAAUCCCUAGCCCACGUUUUCCUCAAACGUUAAAAGUAUAGUGAGAUGUUUGCCAGGGAUUUUGGUGGUCUGAGGGAAACAGAACCUGGCACUGAUACAUUAAACCACACCUGUGAAAUAAAUUAUGGCACAGGACUUUGCUUUCUGUGUUGGUGAAUUAUUGAUUUAUUUCAGUCUAUUUUAAUACUACCUCCUCGGAUAUCCCUUUUAUGCAUUUAGAUUGAUACGAACGAAUUCAGUCCUUUAUUAACCCUAUUUUUGUCACUGUCAGUUGGUAAACUCUGAGUGUUUACAUAAGCAUUUCAGAUUGAAUAGGAGUACUUGUUAAUUCCUUCAUUAAUUGCACUAGUAGAUGAAAAAUAGGGUGCAGCCAGAUUUGAUUAUGUAAUGCUCAUAAAAUGUUCAAAGCAGAUCUAAACUUACAAAGUGAGUGUUUCUGCUUGAUAUGACUGUAUUGAGGGAGGGCGAAUUUAUUUGAUGCACAAUAAAACCUUUCAUGAAUCA
Marmota monax (woodchuck) is the source of this 13677-nucleotide messenger RNA. It is a transcript of the gene Rif1, whose product is annotated as replication timing regulatory factor 1. The record is from RefSeq and is a predicted model, not a curated record. Gene Ontology annotation, cellular component: nucleus. The transcript has 36 exons. Gene Ontology annotation, biological process: telomere maintenance. NCBI's taxonomy places the organism in Eukaryota, Metazoa, Chordata, Mammalia, Rodentia, Sciuridae. The coding region runs from base 145 to 7590 and encodes 2481 amino acids.